Molecule: messenger RNA, 638 nt
Organism: Styela clava
Lineage: Eukaryota; Metazoa; Chordata; Ascidiacea; Stolidobranchia; Styelidae
Source: RefSeq, a predicted model, not a curated record
UUAAAAUUGAUUCACCGAUAAUAAUGGGUAUUGUUUGCUUUACAUUCGCUGUGUUUCUAUAUGGAUCAGUUUCCUUGGCAUUUACAGAGAAAUGCUCACUGCCCAUACCACAAGAAGAUCCUGACAUUUCGAAGAUGACAGACACAGUAUGGUAUCUCGGAGUGCAAACUAACGACCCUGUGGCUGCUGAUGUAACAUGUGUCCGAGUGUACAACAUUACAAAAUCUUCCGCAGGAUUUAAUGCUGCUACAGAUGAAUUUGGUGCUGGGUCUGACAGAACCGAUUUUAUCAGCCACUUUACACGUCAAAGUCUGGGCGUUUAUCACGAAAAUAAUGAAGACGAACCAUCUUUAGAAGCCGCACACGAGCACACUUUAGAAGGAAAAUUUAAUGCCGAAGCGCGUAAAAUGGAUGACGAAAUCUUGCUUAAGGACGAUAACGUGUUUCUAACCGAUUACGCCAAUUAUUUGACAGUCAUGCAGUGUCCUGCAGAGGGAAAAUGGAUCAUCUUGAAUUAUUUCAAGCAACCACAGCCGUCUCUAGAUAGUGUCAUCAAAUUCUACAAUAAACUUCAUGAACUUGGUGUCUCUGCUCGUUUCCAUGCAUCUCGUUGCAAUGAAAAAGAUUUUACCGAAUAA